AUGUCAGAGGCGGUGGGCACGACGGAGAGUGGAGGCGGGGGCGGGGUCAAGGAGCAGGAGCGGUUCCUGCCGAUCGCCAACAUCGGGCGCAUCAUGCAGCGCGGCAUGCCGGAGAAGGGCAAGAUCGCCAAGGACGCCAAGGAGUCCAACCAGGAGUGCGUCUCCGAGUUCAUCAGCUUCAUCACCAGCGAGGCCAGCGACAAGUGCAUGAAGGAGAAGCGCAAGACCAUCAACGGCGACGACCUGAUCUGGUCCAUGGGCACCCUCGGCUUCGAGGACUAUGUCGAGCCCCUCAAGUCCUAUCUCAAGCUCUACCGGGAGGUAAUCAAAAAUAACAAAAUCACUGCUCAAACAGUGCACCAAACUUUCAGCAGUGAUUUUGUUUUUCUCGGUGAGAGCUCCAUGGAUGUUAUUUUUCGAUUAAACUUGGCAUGUACCUCAAACAUAUGA
This is a messenger RNA of Hordeum vulgare subsp. vulgare (domesticated barley), 450 nucleotides long. RefSeq names its product nuclear transcription factor Y subunit B-4-like. Gene Ontology annotation, molecular function: RNA polymerase II cis-regulatory region sequence-specific DNA binding; DNA-binding transcription activator activity, RNA polymerase II-specific; protein heterodimerization activity. The record is from RefSeq and is a predicted model, not a curated record. The transcript is spliced from 3 exons. Lineage: Eukaryota; Viridiplantae; Streptophyta; Magnoliopsida; Poales; Poaceae. The coding region runs from base 1 to 450 and encodes 149 amino acids. Gene Ontology annotation, biological process: regulation of transcription by RNA polymerase II. Gene Ontology annotation, cellular component: CCAAT-binding factor complex; nucleus.